Messenger RNA from Python bivittatus (Burmese python), 1657 nucleotides. It is a transcript of the gene MPV17L2, whose product is annotated as MPV17 mitochondrial inner membrane protein like 2. NCBI's taxonomy places the organism in Eukaryota, Metazoa, Chordata, Lepidosauria, Squamata, Pythonidae. Gene Ontology annotation, cellular component: membrane; cytoplasm; mitochondrion. The record is from RefSeq and is a predicted model, not a curated record. Gene Ontology annotation, biological process: mitochondrial ribosome assembly.
CCUCGCCGGCUUGCAGAGCCGGCCGGUUCAUUCGCCGCUUUCCUUCGUGCUCGGCCCUUCCACUGCCGCAAAGAAGCGCAACCCUCGACUAACCGGUGAGCAGCCGCGGCAAAGGCUGAGCUAUUGGGAAGAGGGUUGAACCAAGACCUUCUUGCGCUUCUCUGCCUUUAGUGAGGAGCCGUAUGGUGUCCGCGUUCAGCCUCGGGGCAUCUGGGCAAAGUCCAGUUCCAGAACGGGUGUCGCUGGCCACGUGCAGGUUCUUCUUCAUACGUUCCCUCUCAACCUCAGACUUGGCACCAGAACAGCCAUGCUUGCUCGUGGCAGGCAACUUUUCACUGGACUUUCUGUCUACUGGAAGCCUCUCUUCAAAGGCCGCCUCCUGUUGGUAACCAACACUGUCAGCUGUGGGGGGCUUCUAGCAGCAGGAGACACACUUCGCCAAUCUUGGGAGAUGAGGCAGGACCCUAAACGGAAAUGGGAUCGUACCCGGACAGCACGAAUGUUCACCAUUGGCUGCAGCAUGGGCCCAAUGAUGCACUACUGGUACCUGUGGCUUGACCGGGCCUUCCCUGCUGCUGGGUUCAGCGGCAUCAGGACUGUCCUGAAAAAAGUUUUAAUUGAUCAGAUUGUUGCCUCUCCAGUCUUUGGGGUUUGGUAUUUCAUAGGGAUUGGAUCUUUAGAAGGACAAACUCUGGAGCAAAGCUGGCAUGAAUUGGAAGACAACUUUUGGGAAUUCUACAAGAUGGACUGGUGUGUGUGGCCACCAACCCAACUGAUCAAUUUCCUUUUUGUGUCACCCAAGUACCGAGUGAUCUACAUGAAUGUCAUCACUCUUGGAUGGGAUACUUACCUAUCAUACCUCAAGCAUCGUAAUAAAGAGCCAUCGCUUAGCCUGGAUGAAGAUUCUAAACCUUGCACCACUGAGAUCCAAACUACUGGAUGAAAAGUGUCAAUAACCAAACUACUUUGUUUUUUAAAACUAGAAGUAAUCUGGCAUCUUUUUUGAGAAAUACUAUUUGAAUUGUGCUACACAGGAACUGGUGCCUGAUAUACCAUGUUUUCUGCAAGCAAUUCUGAUUUUCCUUGUCAAAAACUCUGUAACGAGAGCAAGACUGAAGGCUCAGAGCACUUUUCCUUUGGCAAAGUUGGUAUGGGUUGAAGCAGCUUCAGCAGCCAGCAGAAGUGCUGUCCCUCGUAAUUUGUCGUUAAAAGUGCCAAAUUAUUGAUUUUUCUAAUGUAUUUAUUUAUUAACUUAAUUUUGUACCACCCCAAUCUCAUGAUUCUGGAUGGUGUUCAAGAAUUUCAACAGCAAUCUUAAAAUCAAUCAUGUCAAUAAAAACAGUUACGGACAAAGAAAAUAUGGCCAUCUUCCUUCUCCACUAAGCCUCAAAGGAAGCUGGAAAGGGAAAGUUUUCCAGAGGUUUCUAAAAGCCAACAGUGAAGAUGUCAAGUGUAUUUCCAGGGGUGGUGUAUUCCAGAGGUGUGGCCAUACCUGAGAACUGUUGAUGGUCUCCAGAUGGUUUGAAUUAGCAACUGAGUUCCUUCUUUGGAGGAUGAAUGCAUCUGUUUUGGAAGGAAUAACUAUUUAGGCAACAGGAGAGUCAGACAUGCUAAGAAAGUGCUGUGGUGCAAGAAAAAUAAAAGGAAAUUCAUCUUA